Sorex fumeus (smoky shrew) is the source of this 1083-nucleotide messenger RNA. RefSeq names its product RNA-binding motif protein, X-linked 2-like. NCBI's taxonomy places the organism in Eukaryota, Metazoa, Chordata, Mammalia, Eulipotyphla, Soricidae. The transcript is spliced from 8 exons. Gene Ontology annotation, biological process: mRNA splicing, via spliceosome. The record is from RefSeq and is a predicted model, not a curated record. Gene Ontology annotation, cellular component: U2 snRNP; precatalytic spliceosome; catalytic step 2 spliceosome. The coding region runs from base 1 to 1083 and encodes 360 amino acids. Gene Ontology annotation, molecular function: RNA binding.
AUGGAAAGAGAUGGUAAAGGUAAAAGAGGUCGUUACAUCCGCAUCUUGGAGCGGAAACCUGUGGAAGAUGAAGUAAGGCUCCAGUUGUCCUACUUAGAGUGUGGGAGGUCGGGGCUGGGGGAUUGGGAUGCGGGGCGGGAGGAGCUGAGGUUGGGCGCUCUCGGUCGCCGGGCCGUUUCUUUACUCGCUGGCAACUUCCGCAGCCCGUUGACGAAAUUGAAGUUAAUCAACGACCUCAAGGAGCGAGGGGACCAGCUGGGGGUGGCGGAGAAGGUGUCCUGGCACACCGAGUACAAGGACAGCAGCUCCUGGAUCUUCCUGGGUGAGUUAUAUGGUGAGAUUGUUAACAUAAGUCUGGUACACAAUAAGAAGACUGGGAAAUCCAAGGGAUUCUGUUUCCUUUGCUAUGAAGACCACCGGAGCACAAUUCUGGCUGUUGACAAUUUUAAUGGCAUCAAGAUCAAAGGACGGACUAUUCGAAUGGAUCAUGUGUCUAACUAUAGGGCUCCUAAGGACUCAGAUGAAUUGGAUGAUGUGACCAUAUUACUUCAGGAGAAGGGUUGUGGGGCACACAAGCCUCCAAAAUUUUCAGAUGAGGACUCUGAGGAUGACAAGCCCACAAAAAACGCAAAAAAGGUAAAACAAAAAGGAAAAAAAGUAAAUGAAGAAAAGCGGGAGGUACAGCACGAUGCACCAGUCUCCUCUUCAUCACCCAGAAGCAAGAUGCUACAGGAAAACAAUUCCCCCGACUGUAAAAAGUUCAACAACAAGAACUCAAAAAAGGUUCAGAAGUCAGAAUUCAGGGAGGGGCUGAAGCAAGGCCGGAGCAGAGACAGGGAGCCAAAGAAGAAGAAGCCCAAACAGGAACACAGGUCCUUAAGUAGGAGGGAGGAAAGGGAAGAAAAGAACAGGGAUAGCGACAGAGAUCAAAGGUAUGAAACUUCACUUGGCUUAAUUCAGGUUAACAUAAACGUUAAUCAUCACAAUUUACACUUGUUCGUGGAGGGGGCUGUUUCAGAGGUUUCCACUUUCCUCACUCUGGUAUCACUGAAACUACAGGCCAAGGAUCCACUUAGAAUUUAA